UCAUCUCUCCACACCCAUUGCUCUAUUAUCCUCUCCGCAAGUAUCCUAUCCUGCUAUAAUUACAAAGGGAUACAUUACUAUUCCGCAAUGGCCGCCCACGGCAUGCUCACCCCCCCGAUGGAUCUCCCAGUCGAACUCAACGAUCUCGUCACGCUGCACUCCUCCUUUCUCACUGCGGUCUCACUCCACUAUGCGCACAACGGCAAUGCUUCUCCCGUCGACCUGCGCGCCCUGGCUCCCUCGAUAUCCUCCAUCUGGGGCCGGCGACGCGUGACCCUCGACGACAUCAAACUCUGCCUCGGAAUCCUAAGCGCCGGCGCACCUCAUGAGUCCCUAUUCCGCCUCUCCGACUACGGCUACGGCAAGAUCUGCCUCGAAUUGGCCGAGCAUAUCCAGAGCCGUGGGAUAAUGGCACGACAUAUUGAGGAGGAGAAGCUGAACGCGGCUUUCAUGCAAGCGCUAGAGGGAUUGUGGACCACAUGGGUGGAGAAGCAAAUGCAGGCGCUGGAGAUGCAGAAGCGCGCUCUAUUCCUGCAAUCUCAACCUCGGAAACGCGGUCGCCCAAGGAAGGCGGUCGCAGAACAGCUUCUCGCCAACCCCAAUGUUCUGACUGAAGCCCCCACCGUCGACGCGUUCAUCUCGCGACUCCCGCUGGCCGAAAUCACUGUUUGCGAAUCAUUAAGCAAAACUCUACCUCUCCGCGAAAAGGGCCGAAAGCGCCUACAAGAAAUCACCGACGCCGCAGAUGACGCGCGCGCGCAGAAGAAAACACGCGUCGCGAUCGCGGUUCCGAGAUCGCUGAAGAACCAGAGCACACCCGAGCCCGUGGAACAGACCCAGGCGAAAAUUACAUCGUUCACGCCGAUCCGCAGGGCCAAUCUCCUUGAUCGCAUUCUCGCGAAGCAAGCAGCGCAGGCCCUUCUCCCGGAUGCGCCAACUCCUGCCGAAAUGGCCCGCAAAGCGGCUCUGGGCCGCGCUGAAGAAGUCUUAGGCGUGCUAUCUAUGCUCGUCGCAGCUCGAGGAGGCGGACAACGGUGUUCGUUCACGAUGGCAGCACUGGUCCAAACACUACAAGGAAGCGUGAGGAGCCCGAUCAGCAGAGAAGAGGCGUCGAAAGUGGUGGAGGUUAUUGCAACAGAAGUCGCACCUAGCUAUGUGGCGCUGAUCCGGAUGGGCACGAUGUGCAACGUUGUCGUCAACCCAAUGUACAGGCCUUUGGAUCUGAGAGGGAACCUUAGGAGCCUCGGUGUUGAGUGCUAGGAGAUUUCUUGUUCGAAGGAGCAUAUAUGUGCUUUAUUGGUGGAUGCAUUGUGGGUAUUGCUGGUUGGCGUUUGCAUAGCGGAGUACAGCGAGCGUGAUAGUUUACGCAUUGCAGUACUUUUACUCGAAUUUAUCUGUUC
Mytilinidion resinicola is the source of this 1400-nucleotide messenger RNA. RefSeq lists its product as uncharacterized. Bases 88 to 1260 code for a protein of 390 amino acids. The record is from RefSeq and is a predicted model, not a curated record. NCBI's taxonomy places the organism in Eukaryota, Fungi, Ascomycota, Dothideomycetes, Mytilinidiales, Mytilinidiaceae. The transcript has a single exon.